Messenger RNA from Aspergillus puulaauensis, 1056 nucleotides. Its product is annotated as geranylgeranyl pyrophosphate synthase spyE. Bases 1 to 1056 code for a protein of 351 amino acids. The transcript is spliced from 4 exons. Gene Ontology annotation, molecular function: prenyltransferase activity. Gene Ontology annotation, biological process: isoprenoid biosynthetic process. Lineage: Eukaryota; Fungi; Ascomycota; Eurotiomycetes; Eurotiales; Aspergillaceae. The record is from RefSeq and is a predicted model, not a curated record.
AUGAAUCCCUUCGAUGCCUUCAAUGCCCCCCAGCCAUACCAACAGCAUCAUCCACCGCGGUGGAACAUACACAUCCCACACCUCUCGCAGACAAACGGACACUCCAUCCAACAGACUCCUGUCACAGUCCCAGUCACGAAUGGAGCAGCCCUCCAUCAACGCGAGACCAUGGAAGAAGAGAUCAUCUCCGCCCCUCUCCACUACAUAACAGGCCUACCAGGCAAAGACAUCCGCGGAAAGCUCAUCUCAGCAUUCAACGAGUGGUUCCGCAUCCCCGACGAGCAGCUAGAGAUCAUAAAGCGGGUGGUCGGGCUACUACACGUAGCUUCAUUACUAAUCGACGACAUCGAAGACUCGUCCAAACUCCGGCGCGGGUUCCCCGUCGCACACAGCAUCUUCGGAAUCCCCCAGACAAUCAACUCCGCCAACUACGCCUACUUCCAAGCGCAGAGCGAGGUGUUGAAGCUGCGGAAGGGCAGCGCCGCAUUCGCCAUCUUCACGGAGGAGCUUCUCCGCCUGCAUAGAGGGCAGGGAAUGGAUCUGUUCUGGAGAGAUUCCCUCACCUGUCCGACUGAGGAGGAGUACCUGGAUAUGGUGGCGAAUAAGACGGGUGGGUUGUUUAGGUUGGCGAUUAAGCUUAUUCAGUUGGAGAGUGAUGUUGAGGACGACUGUGUCCCGCUGGUCGACCUCCUAGGAAUAAUCUUCCAGAUCCGAGACGACUACCAGAAUCUCCAGAACGAGCAAUACGCGAAGAACAAGGGCUUUGCGGAGGAUAUUACCGAGGGCAAGUUCUCGUAUCCGAUUGUUCAUAGUAUCCGGAGCGGCGCAGCAAAGGGCGGCAGCUCUGAACUGAUGAACAUCCUGCGUCAGAAAACGGAUGACGAGGCUGUGAAGAGGUACACGAUCUGUAUUCUGGAGAAGACGGGCAGUUUUGAGUAUACGAGGUUGAAGCUGGUGGAUUUGAUGGCGAAGGCUCGGGCUAUGCUUGCUGGGUUUGUAGAUGGGUCUGCAGAUGGAUUAGGGGGUAUAUUGGACUUUUUGGAAUUGAAGGAGUAG